This is a messenger RNA of Solanum verrucosum, 1092 nucleotides long. RefSeq names its product probable leucine-rich repeat receptor-like protein kinase At1g35710. Gene Ontology annotation, biological process: hormone-mediated signaling pathway. Bases 1 to 1092 code for a protein of 363 amino acids. The record is from RefSeq and is a predicted model, not a curated record. Gene Ontology annotation, molecular function: protein binding. The transcript has 2 exons. NCBI's taxonomy places the organism in Eukaryota, Viridiplantae, Streptophyta, Magnoliopsida, Solanales, Solanaceae. Gene Ontology annotation, cellular component: plasma membrane.
AUGAAGCUCAAUCACAUGGAAGCAGUGCUGAUGGUGAUUUUGGAGAUGGCCGACACUGUGAGGGUGCAAUUACAUGGUGAUGGAAAAUCCAGGGUCGGGUUGAAAAUGAGCGGGGAGGAGAUGAAGAAUGGAGGUUGGGUUGCUGUUAUGGAAUUAUGUUGCAGUCCAAAAAGGCAAAGGGUUGUAGCCUUGGAUCUUUCUAGUUUGAAUCUUCAAGGUACAAUUUCCCCGUCUUUGGCUAAUUUGUCCUUUCUCGGAGAGCUUAAUCUUGGGAACAACAACUUUCAUGGCGCCAUCCCUUAUGGCAUUGGCCACUUGCCUCGCUUGAGAGUCAUUAAUAUUCAAAACAAUCAGCUCGAAGGAAGUAUUCCAACAAGCCUAUUUCAACACCAGAAAGUUCAAAAGAUUUCAUUGGCUUUCAAUAAACUCAGUGGUGAAAUGUGGAAUGGGUCAUGGUAUGUACCAGAACUCAAGGUCUUGUAUCUCACCAACAAUAGUCUCACAGGCAUAAUCCCGCCUUCUAUUGGAAAUGCCACGAAGUUGAUGAACUUCAGCUUGUACGGUAAUAGAAUCAACGGCAACAUUCCGAAGGAGAUUGGUAAUCUUAGCCAACUUGUAGAGUUGUCCUUGGUUGAUAACCAAUUAACCGGUCCCAUUCCUGCAACACUGUUUAAUAUAUCAUCGCUACUUACCACAUAUCUGGCACUCAAUAGCCUUUCUGGUCCUCUCUUGCUUGAUGAAGGGAGUAUCGUGUCAAAUCUGAAGUAUCUAAGUGUAUCUAAGAACCAAAUUUCUGGUUGCAUUCCUUCCAACAUUUGCCAACUCACAGAGCUCAAAGGGUUGUCCAUAUCUUACAACAAGAUAACUGGAGAUAUACCCAAAAAUAUUGGUUGUUUAGCUAAGCUCGAGGUGUUCUAUAUCGGAGCUAAUGCACUAAGUGGGACUUUUCCUGCUUCAUUGGGAAAUAUAUCCACUCUUGAAUAUCUGGAUUGUCCAAACAAUUGCAUAGGGGGGCAAGUUCCUCCAGAAUUAGAGAAGCUGUCAAAUUUGAGGCAAUUAAACCUUGGCCAGAAUUAUAAUAUUAUUGGUUAA